Molecule: messenger RNA, 903 nt
Organism: Knipowitschia caucasica
Lineage: Eukaryota; Metazoa; Chordata; Actinopteri; Gobiiformes; Gobiidae
Source: the annotation of a GenBank genome assembly
AUGCAUCCCCCGCCGUCCCGACGGGCCGCGCCGCCCCACGCCGGGCCUGGGCUCCGCCCCCCCCUGCGCCCGUUCCCCCCGUUCCGGCGGUCCCGUGGCCACCCCACCCGCCCUUCCCCCCGUUCCCCCUGUCGCCACCUGUCCCGCUCUCCCCUCCGCCCCCCCUAUCGUCCGGGCGCUCCCUGCCCGUGCACUCCCCGGGCCACUGGGCUAGCCUGGGGGGGGGGGGGGGGGGGGGUUGUCACACCCGCGGGCCGUGGCACCCCGACCCCGCCGCUACCCGGAUGCCCGCCGUCGGCCCCAGCCGGCCCACCCCCGGGGCGGGCAGCGGCCGGCGCCGCUCCCGGUGCAUGGCCCUCGACGCCGCGUUCCCGUUUCAACCCCGCACCCGCCGCGCCGCCCGCCCCCCGCCCCGAGGUGGCGUCCUCCCCCCGCCACCCCCGCGUGGCCUCGCCUCUUGCGCGCCGGCCGACCCCCCGCGCCCCCCCCCGGGCCCGACCUCGCCGCGCCCCCACUGAGUGCCCCAUCCCCGCCGCCACCGGCCCUCCCCGCCGGGCUCCGCCGGCUCCCGCGCCCCCCCGCCCCCGCCCCCCGACGCCACCGUCUCCCCGCGGGCCGCCCCCCCGCUCGCUCCCGGGGACCCCCCCCCCGCCCCGCGCGCCCCAGGGUCCCCCUCACCCCCCUUGCACUCCCCCUAGCAACGCGAAGCGCCCUCAUCCCCGCGCCGAACCCGGCCGCGACACGGCCCGCGACCGCGCUGCCCCACCACGGUUAAUCCCCGACGCAUGCUCCUGCCCCCCCCAGCAACCCGUCUGCCCGGCUCUCCGCAACGACAAGCCCGGGCACGCAGCGCCCCCCGCCCCCCCGUCGCCCCCCGAAUAUGGGAUAAAACCACAUUAUUAA